Messenger RNA from Ostreococcus tauri, 1545 nucleotides. Its product is annotated as Putative glutamine amidotransferase type 2. The record is from RefSeq and is a predicted model, not a curated record. Lineage: Eukaryota; Viridiplantae; Chlorophyta; Mamiellophyceae; Mamiellales; Bathycoccaceae. The transcript is spliced from 2 exons. The coding region runs from base 1 to 1545 and encodes 514 amino acids.
AUGUGUCGAUGGAUCUUCUACUACGGCGAGGAGGUGUGCAUCUCCAAGCUCAUAUACGGCGCCUCCCACGGAUUGGCCACGAUGGCGGACCGCGCCGGAUGGACCCCUGGAUGCGCGCGGGACGCGGAGAGGAAUCACGAGGUGAACGUCCACGGAUGCGGGAUCGGAUGGUACGCCGCGGAUAGGUGUGGGAUGGUCGAUAGACACGGGCUGGAUGCGUACUGUAGACCGGCGGUGUACACCACGGUGGCGGCGCCGAGUCACGAUAGAAAUUUACGGUCGCUGAGCAAGUCGCUCAACGCGUCGUUGUUGUUCGGGCACGUGCGAGCGGCGGGACCGGGGGCGAGCGUGCAUCAGUAUAAUUGUCAUCCGUUUGUCCGAGGGCGGUACAUGUUCAUGCAUAACGGGGACGUGAGCGAUUUUAAAUCGAUUCGGAGGGGGUUACUAGCGCACCUGCGAGACGAUUUGUUCGAUCAAAUCAGCGGGACGACGGAUAGCGAAUUGGUGUUUUCGUUAAUCUUGAACGAGCUUCCGAACGUGUACGACAAGGUGGAGCCUAAAGCUUUGGAGAAGGCGGUUUUCAAAGCGAUCUGUAUCAUCAUUAAAGCGAACAAGGGUAAGGCGAAUUCUGUGAAUAUCGCUAUUACGGAUGGAGAGACCAUCAUCGCGACGCGGUAUCGCAACUCUGCGACGGAGGAGCCGCCGAGUUUGUAUUUUCAUCUCGGCCCGAUGCCGGGGGAGAAAGCGUGGGAUUUAGAUAACACCGAUGGCGUCGCCGGUUUCGAUCAACUGGUCGAUAGGAAUAUUCAUAGCACAACCGGGGGGCCGCGUCAGAGGAGAAAUCCCGCGUUUCAAGCCAUCUUCCGAAAGAAAAUUUUUGCCACGCAGUCUCUGCUGGUUUCGAGCGAGCCCCUGAGCGUGGCGGGUCUUGGAAACUGGCAGCUGUGUCCACCAAACUGCAUGAUCGUUUCGUACCCGACGAGACCGACCAAAGGUCGAUGCUCUCGCGCGGAUCUCUUGCGCAGCUUGAGCGAAAACAAGGGCUCGCAGACCACGAGACCCGAGGCGAGACCGAGCGACGCACCAGUGUUGGAGAUCGAGUUUAAGUGUCUCGAAGAUUUGUGCGAUACAAUUCUCAAGUUCAAGGAGGGGAAUAAGGUUCCUUCGGAGAUGAAUCUCGCUGCCAUGGGAGGGGGCUCGGUGAAUUUGCUCGGACGAAGUGAAAGCUUCACCGACUUCGGAUCGCAUGAUGGAAAGGGUAUCAUCACUCCGCCGAACAAACACGAGCCCUUCAUUCCGCUUCCCGAAAAAAAGUCAGUGACGAACGCGAGAGGUGGGAUGUUAGGCUUCUCGUCGCUAUCCAGGGAGUUGCGAGCGACGUCUUCGCUCGUGGGCGCGCCGAGGCAGUCGAUCGACGUUCAUCAAAGUCCUGAGGAUAGCACGGAUUCAUUGCGUCGAUUGAUGAUGAUGCGUAACAGUGAUCCCAUGGCACCUUCAUCAUGGCACGAGGGUUCGAAGUAUUUGAACGAGGCGCGAUCGCGGUGA